Lachancea dasiensis is the source of this 957-nucleotide messenger RNA. The record is from the annotation of a GenBank genome assembly. Lineage: Eukaryota; Fungi; Ascomycota; Saccharomycetes; Saccharomycetales; Saccharomycetaceae.
AUGAGUGAAGUUCAACCAGCAACAACCCCAGUGAAAGUUGUUAUCAUAGGGGUGGGUAGUGUAGGCUCGGCAACUGCUUACACGCUCCUCCUCAGUAAAAUUGUUUCGGAAAUUGUUCUCAUAGAUGUCAAUAAGGACAAGGCGGAGGGCGAGAGUAUGGAUCUAAACCAUGCAGCGAGCUCGACCACGAAAUCCAGAGCCGGGGAUUUUCCGGACUGUGCGGGCGCUGCAAUCGUUAUAGUUACGUGUGGCAUUAAUCAAAAAAAUGGCCAAACGAGAAUGGAUUUGGCCGCAAAGAAUGCCGCGAUCAUGCAGGAGAUUGUACCCAAUGUGGCCCAACAUGCGCCCGAUUCCAUUAUACUCAUUGCGACCAACCCAGUCGACGUUCUGACCUAUGUUAGUUACAAAGCUUCUGGCUUCCCAUCUAGCAGAGUUUUUGGUUCCGGCACCGUCCUAGAUACGGCCCGUUUCAAGUACAUCUUGGGCGAGCACUUCCAAAUACCCUCAGAAAGUGUCGACGCAUGCGUUAUUGGGGAGCACGGUGAUUCUGGUGUGCCGGUGUGGUCUCUAACAAACAUAGAUGGCAUGAAACUACGUGAGUACUGUGAGGCAAGAAAUCACAAUUACGAUGAGGAAGUUUUCCACAAGAUCUUCGAGCAGACCCGUAACGCUGCUUACGACAUUAUUAAACGCAAGGGCUAUACCUCUUACGGAAUUGCAGCUGGGCUGUUGCGCAUUGUUAAAGCUAUCUUGGGUGAUACAAACGCAGUACUCACUGUAUCUACUGUAGGGGACUAUUACGGAGUAGAGGAUAUUGCCAUAAGUGUUCCUACAAGGUUGGAUAAGGAUGGCGUUCAUCCCGCUAGCGAAAUAUCUUUGAACCAGAAAGAACUCGGACUGAUGAAAAAAUCCGCCGAUCAAAUAAAAUCCGCCCUAGUGGCCUUGACGCAGAAAUAG